UAACGGCCGAGUGUUUCGUGGCGCGCAAGCGCGGUUUGUUCGUAAUGGAGGGGAAGAUGGAGGAGCAGUCGGAGUCCAAGUCAACCUGUACGUUCCUGUUCAAAAAGUCGAACAAGAAGUUCAGUGCCCGCAAAAGGAAGGCGAGCGACAGCGACAAAGGCAGCAGCAGUAAUGAUGAGGGGAACCAGGUGGUGAGGAAGGAGAAGAAGACCUCAGUGUCGAACCCCAUGAUCCAGAAGACAAAACGGACAGAGAGAGAGAAAGUGUCCUCCAGUGACAGUGAGGAGGAAAAACAGCAGAAAAUCAUGGUGGAGUACAAGUCCACACGGUCGGCGAAACCUGAGGGGCCGGAUGACAUGGGGGCGACCGCCAUAUACCAGCUGGACACGGAGAGGGACAAAGAUGCUCAAGCCAUCUUUGAGCGGAGUCAAAAGAUCCAGGAGGAACUGUCAGGAAAGGACGAUGAUAAACUUUACCGUGGUAUAAAUAACUACCACAAGUACAUCAAGCCGAAGGACUCCACAAUGGGCAAUGCGUCUUCAGGAAUGGUCAGGAAGGGUCCCAUCCGAGCUCCAGAACAUUUGCGGGCUACGGUGCGCUGGGACUACCAGCCUGACAUCUGCAAGGACUACAAGGAGACAGGGUUUUGUGGAUUUGGGGACAGCUGCAAGUUCCUGCACGAUCGCUCUGACUACAAACAUGGCUGGCAGAUAGAGAGAGAGCUGGAAGAAGGGAGGUAUGGGGCCAACGAUGAAGAGAACUAUGAGGUGAGCAGCGAUGAGGAAGACUUGCCUUUCAAGUGCUUCAUUUGCCGGGAUUCCUUCAAGAAUCCCGUCAUUACAAAGUGUCGGCAUUACUUCUGUGAAGCCUGUGCUCUACAGCAUUACCGCAAGUCAAAGCGCUGCUAUGUCUGCAACGCACAGACUAACGGCGUCUUCAACCCGGCCAAAGAGCUGAUGGCUAAGAUUCAGAAACACAAGACCUUGACAGAACAGCCCGCUUCAGAAGAAGAAGAUUAGCACUUCCUUUUCUGAGCUUUUUUUGUUAUCUCCUUUGUUUCUAUGGUGCAUAGAAAUUUGUGUACAGUGUCAAGUC
Scleropages formosus (Asian bonytongue) is the source of this 1095-nucleotide messenger RNA. RefSeq names its product ring finger protein 113A (gene rnf113a). The transcript has 10 exons. Gene Ontology annotation, biological process: snoRNA splicing. The record is from RefSeq and is a predicted model, not a curated record. Gene Ontology annotation, molecular function: metal ion binding. NCBI's taxonomy places the organism in Eukaryota, Metazoa, Chordata, Actinopteri, Osteoglossiformes, Osteoglossidae. Bases 45 to 1019 code for a protein of 324 amino acids. Gene Ontology annotation, cellular component: U2-type spliceosomal complex.